Molecule: messenger RNA, 8193 nt
Organism: Vollenhovia emeryi
Lineage: Eukaryota; Metazoa; Arthropoda; Insecta; Hymenoptera; Formicidae
Gene: cher
Product: filamin-A
Exons: 24
Coding region: 352-7674 (2440 amino acids)
Biological process (GO): actin cytoskeleton organization
Molecular function (GO): actin filament binding
Source: RefSeq, a predicted model, not a curated record
GUGAAUCGUCGCUGUGAAUUAGGACGAGAGAUUGUCCUGAAAAGGCGCUUCAAGGUGAGGACACACCGCUACCAAGGAAAACCUCUCGGACCGACGCAUCCUGAGUGAUCCGGAGCGCGAUCUCCGCUGGUGAACGCAGAUUCGGUGACUCGUUCAGCAGAUCGCGUGGAGAAACGGAGUCGCUCCAGCUGAUCUCGGAUCCCACACACACGCACGCGCUCACGCACCCACACUGAAGAAGGUGCGUUCGAUUCGCCGACACACGUACGUACGGCCGUGCAGGCACCAACACAGGGGCGCGCACCCCACCACCCUCGUACGUGAGAGCGUAGCAGCGGACCAGCCGAUAAAAUGAAUGAGAAUGAUAAGUCAGUUAAGUGCGAGAACUCCGCCGAGGAGGAGGAGGACGAGAUGUUCGAGCGCGAGCUGGCCGAAGACGCGCAGUGGAAGCGAAUUCAACAGAACACCUUCACGAGAUGGGCGAACGAGCGGCUGAAGGCGGCGAACAAGCACAUCGGCGACCUGGAAUGCGACCUGUCCGACGGUCUCCGGCUGGUGAGCCUCAUCGAGGUGCUCUCGCAGAAGCGGCUGCCGAAACACAACCAGCGGCCCACCUUCCGCUCCCAAAAAUUGGAGAACGUGUCCGUCGCCCUUAAGUUUUUGGAGGACGAGGGCAUCAGGAUUGUCAAUAUCGACUCUUCGGACAUCGUAGACUGUAAAUUGAAGUUGAUCCUCGGUCUAAUAUGGACCCUGAUCCUGCACUAUUCGAUCUCUAUGCCCAUGUGGGAGGGCGACGAUGGCGAGGACAAAGGCGCUACCCCGAAGCAAAGGCUGAUGCACUGGAUCCAGUCGAAGGUGCCGGACCUGCCGAUCACAAACUUCACUUCCGAUUGGAACGACGGCCGCGCGGUAGGUGCGCUUGUUGAUGCAGUCGCACCUGGCCUUUGCCCGGAUUGGCAGGAUUGGAACCCGAAAGAUGCGAUGCAGAACGCGUCCGAAGCGAUGGGUCUCGCUGACGACUGGCUCAAUAUUCCUCAGCUCAUUAAACCCGAAGAGAUGGUGAACCCAAACAUCGACGAGAUGUCGAUGAUGACAUACCUGUCGCAAUAUCCCAGCGCAAAAUUAAAAUCAGGUGCACCUUUGCGCGCCCGCACGAAUCCAAACAGCAUCCCACCGCCGCGAGUACGCGCUUAUGGUCCUGGUAUAGAACCAACCGGUCCAAUCGUCGGCGCACCUGCCAAUUUCACCGUGGAAACCUUCUCCGCCGGCAAGGGUAACGUUGAUGUCAUCGUCGAAGAUCCAAAAGGAAACAAGCUACCGGUCGAGAUCAGAUUCAACAAGGACAGGAACCUGACGUACUCGGUUUCGUAUACUCCGAAGAUAGAGGGUCCGCACAAAGUGAAGGUGCACUUCGCCGGCAGGGGGAUCCCGAAGAGUCCGUAUACCGUUAACGUUGAGGGACACGCUGGUGACCCGAGCAAAGUCACGGCGAGCGGGCCGGGUCUGCAACCUGAAGGGAUCGUCGUCAACAGACCUACUUUCUUCGACAUCUUCACGAAGGACGCCGGCCGCGGCGUACCGGAAGUCAUCAUCCUGGAUCCGCAGGGUAGCAAAACUACGGUGCCGGUAAAGCUGCGCCAGACCUCGCCAGACGUCUGGAGAUGUGAGUACGUGUCGCCGGUGACGGGUCUACAUUCCGUCAAUGUCUUCUUCGCCGGCAAGCCUAUACCCGGAAGCCCCGUUGGCGUCAACAUCGCGCCGGUUUCCGACGCCAAGAAAUGCAGGGCGUACGGACGGGGGUUAUUGUCUACAGGCAUCCGCGUCCAGGACAUCGCCGACUUCGUCGUCCUCACCAAGGACGCUGGCGAGGGUGUGCCGGACAUUCGCGUAAUCGGUCCGGGAGGCGUCAAUCGACCGGUGCAAAUGACCAAAACCGACGCCACGACUUACAAAUGCCACUACACGCCGAUCAAGGAAGGCCGUCACGUAGUGAUGAUCACGUAUGGCGGCAAAGAGAUUCCCAAGUCGCCCUUCGAGGUCAACGUGGGUCCUUACAAGGAGUCCAACAUCAGGGCUUUCGGACCGGGUCUUCACACCGGCGUCGUCGGGCAACCGGCGAAGUUUACAGUAGACACAAACGGUGAGACUGGCGCUCUUGGUUUCUCCAUCGAAGGUCCAUCCAAAGCGAAGAUAGAGUGCAACGAUAAUGGCGAUGGAACCGCCGAUGUUUCCUACCUGCCCACUGCGCCGGGCCACUACGCGGUCCACAUCCUUUGCGAUAACGAGGAUAUCCCUAAAUCGCCUUAUAUCGCGAGUAUUUCUCCGAAGGCCGACUUCGAUCCGGAGAAGGUUGAAGUUCAUGGACCAGGAAUUCAGCCAGAAGGUGUUGCCAGGGACAAACCGACGCACUUUACGGUGGAUGCGAGAAAAGCCGGUCAAGCGGCUCUGGAAGUCGCUAUCCAGGAUGCUCACGGAAGAGAAGUUCCACUCAGAUUAGAGGACAAGCGGGACGGCACUGUUCAGGCGCAUUAUACACCUACAUCUAGUUCCCAGCACGUUGUGAUGGUGAACUACGGCGGAGUGGCCACGAAGAAAUCUCCGUACAGAGUUAAGAUAGCGUCGCCCUUGAAUCCUGCCAUGGUCUCCGCUUUCGGUCCCGGUCUUGAGAAAGGGGUGAAAUCGAACAUUCCGACACAUUUCAACGUCGACUGUCGUGAGGCUGGCCCCGGUAAAUUAGACGUCAAACUGCUGAACCCCGAAGGUCGGGAGCUUCCAAUUUCGCUAACGGAUAACGAGGAUGGCACAUAUGUCGUGGACUACAUGCCGCCUCAACCGGGAAACUACACGGUGAAUCUCAACUAUGGCGGUCUGAAAGUACCCCAGUGUCCCAUUAAAGUUAACGUUCAGCCUCACGUGGACGUGUCCAAGGUCAAAGUGGACGGCUUGGAACCAACGGCCCCGGUGAACAGCCUGCAGCAGUUCCGCGUGAUAACGCAGGAGGCGGGCAGGGCGGCGGACUUCCAGGUGGCGAUCACAGCCCCGUCCGGCAAUCGCGUCAAGGCACACGUGGUGCCGAGCCACGAGGGCUACCUGGUCAACUUUACGCCUACCGAGCUGGGCGAGUAUCUGCUGGGCAUCAGCUUCGGCGGCGAGCCGAUCUCGAAUCAGCCCUACCGGCUGACCUGCGUCCAUGGCUCCGACCCGGGCAAGGUGCGCGCUUCCGGGCCCGGUCUCUCCCACGGCGUGGUGAACAAACCGGCCGAGUUCGUCAUCGACACGCGCGGGGCCGGCCAGGGUGGCCUCGGCGUCACCGUCGAGGGUCCCUGCGAAGCCGCGAUAAAUUGCAGGGACAACGGCGACGGCACCUGCUCAGUCGCUUACCUGCCCACCGAGGCUGGCGACUACGGCAUCAACAUCACCUUCAACGAGCAGCACGUGCCGGGCUCGCCCUUCCAGGCCAUCGUCGUGCCGGACGCGGACCUUUCCAAGAUCAAAGUCAGCGGGAACGGCAUCCAGCCACACGGUUUAUUCGUGAACAAACAGACGACGUUCACGAUAGACGCGAGAGACGUCGCCAAGUCGAAGACCGACGACGGCAAAGUGUCCUGCACCAUAAAUAACCCCAGCGGCGGGAAGACCGAGAAGCUCAUCAUCCCCCAGGGUGACGGCACCUACCGCGUCAGUUACACGCCUUUCGAGGAGGGCUGCCACACCAUCGACAUUCUCUACGACAACGUGCCGAUCCCGGGCUCGCCGUUCUCCGUGAACGUGCAACGCGGUUCUGAUCCCAGCAAGUGUCGCGCGUAUGGCCCUGGUUUGGAGAAAGGCAUCGUGAACAAGACGAACCGUUUUACGGUGGAGACCAAAGAGGCCGGCAACGGCGGCUUGGGUUUGUCGAUUACGGGCGACGGGGAGGUCAAGGCGGAGGCCAAGGACAAUUACGAUGGUUCCUGCACCGUCGAGUACGUUCCCACGGAACCCGGUGACUAUGAAAUCGGCAUCAAAUUCGCCGAACAGAACAUACCCGGUUCGCCGUUCAAGAUCGAAGUGGUAUCGGACUCGGAAGCGAAGAACGUAAUCGCUUACGGGCCAGGCCUGCAACCCGAGAUGGUACGCGAGGGUGUGCCCACCAAAUUCACGGUGGACACAUCCAAGUGCGCGAAAGCGGCUCAGCUGGACGUAAGACUGUCGACCGACAAGGGACAGGCGCAGAAGCCGCAGAUCAAAAGCAAGGGCGACGGUCUGUACGAGGUGACGUAUCAGCCACCACCCGCAGGAAGUAACGUGCACGUCGGCGUUACUUACGACGGCGAGGACAUCAACGGCAGUCCGUACAAAGUGAAGAUCCUACCCACUGUGGAGCCCAGCAAGGUGACUUUGUCGGGUCCCGGGGUGUCGCCCGUCUGCACUGCUUCCUUCCCAACUGACUUUGUCGUGGAUACUUCCAAUGCUGGAUACGGCGAUCUCGAAGUGCAAGUUGUGGGACCGGACCAAGUGCCACGCAGAGUGGAAGUGCAGGAUCUUGGCGACGGAAAGUACAAGGCGACCUAUCUGCCGGAUGAUUGUGGCCGCUACAAGGUCAACGUGAAGUAUGGCGGCAAGGAAGUACCAGGUUGCCCGGUAAACGUGCAGAGCGUAUCCACCGGCAAGGCGGACCAGUGCAAGAUCAAAGAGGGCAUUCAGCAUACUUUGGCUCAGGGCGAGGAGUACUGCAUCACUGUGGACACGAAAAAUGCAGGCCGCGGUGCAGUGACCUGCCGCAUCCGUUCCACUUCCGGAAGUGAAGUCGUUGACAUUGACAUUGAAGACAACGGCGAUGGCACAGUUAACAUUUACUAUACUGUUGCCGAUGCGGGAGACUACACCCUUAGCAUUAAGUUUGGCGGUCAACCGGUGCCUGACGGAUUCUAUACCUUCACAGCAUCCGAGGAGUAUCGGGAACAUAGCACGCACAAAACUCAACGGGCUCGCAAAACACAGCAGAGACAAAAUCAACACGUUGUCGAGCAGCGCAGCACAACUGUACAGGAGAGCUCCACUGUCACCACAAAGCGUAGCAGCCAGCAGGAGGUAUCGAAAAAGAAUUUCAACGUUAUCCGAUUGAACUCCAUCCCACUACCUCUUGCAAGCGGUGGCACAGUUACUUCCGAAGUGAAGAUGCCUAGCGGAAACGUGGACAAGCCCGUUAUUGAGGACAAUCACGAUGGUACGGUAUCCAUCAAGUACGAGCCAAGGGAAGAGGGCCUCCAUGAGAUUUAUGUGAAAUUCAACGGCGAACACGUCCAGGGUUCUCCUUUUAAAUUCCACGUCGAUUCCUUGGCGAGUGGAUAUGUAACAGCGUAUGGACCAGGUUUGGUCUACGGCGUUUGCGGUGAACCUGGAAACUUCACUAUCUCAACAAAAGGCGCCGGGGCGGGUGGUCUCUCCCUGGCCGUUGAAGGGCCAAGCAAGGCCGAAAUAAGCUGCCAUGACAACAAGGAUGGCACGGUGUCGGUGUCUUAUCUACCCACUGCGCCUGGAGAAUACAAGAUUACCGUUAAGUUUGGUGACAAACAUAUCAAGGGCAGUCCUUUCGUCGCCAAAAUUACGGGCGAGGGCCGCAAGAGGAAUCAGAUCUCCGUGGGUUCUUCCAGCGAGGUGCAGCUGCCGGGUAAGGUAUCCGACGCCGACAUCAAGUCUCUGAAUGCGUCCAUUACGGCACCCAGCGGCCUGGAGGAGCCAUGUUUCCUGAAGAAGAUGCCGGGAAGCGGCAACAUGUGCGUGUCAUUUACGCCGCGCGAAGCGGGCGAGCACGUAGUGGGCGUGAAGAGAAUGGGCAAGCACAUACCGAACUCACCCUUCAAGAUCGACGUGAAGGAUCGCGAGGUUGGUGACGCGAAGAAGGUCAAGGUCUCUGGUCCCGGGCUGAAGGAGGGCAAAACUCACGUGGAGAACAACUUUUCGAUCGACACGAGAAACGCUGGCUUCGGCGGUCUCUCUCUAUCGAUGGAGGGCCCGAGUAAGGCUGAGAUUCAGUGCAAGGACAACGAGGACGGCACCCUCAACAUCUCCUACAAGCCCACCGAGCCCGGCUACUAUAUUAUGAAUCUCAAGUUUGCGGACCACCACGUUCAGGGUUCACCGUUCACCGUCAAGGUCAGCGGAGAGGGCAGCAAUCGACAGAGGGAGAAGAUCCAAAGGCAGCGCGAGGCUGUGCCGAUCACCGAGGUUGGUAGCCAGUGCAAGCUGACCUUCAAGAUGCCCGGUAUCACGUCCUUCGACCUCGCCGCCACCGUCACGUCACCCGGCGGCGUCACCGAGGACGCCGAGAUCAAGGAGGCCGAGGAUGGCAUCUACGCGGUAGCAUUCGUGCCCAAGGAGCUGGGUGUGCACACGGUGUCUGUACGUUACAAGUCCAUGCACAUCCCCGGCUCGCCUUUCCAGUUCACGGUAGGCCCGCUUAGGGACGGCGGUGCCCAUAGAGUUCACGCGGGUGGACCUGGUCUAGAGAGGGGAGAGCAAGGCGAACCAUGCGAGUUCAACAUCUGGACCAGGGAAGCGGGCGCGGGAACUCUUGCCGUCUCCGUCGAGGGACCCAGCAAGGCGCAGAUAGAUUUCAAGGAUCGUAAGGACGGCAGCUGUUACGUCAGCUACGUCGUCAGUGAACCCGGCGAAUACAGGGUGGGAAUCAAGUUCAACGAUCAGCACAUCCCUGACUCGCCGCACAAGGUUUACAUCUCGCCGGCGAUGGGCGACGCGCACAAGCUCGAGGUCGCGCAAUUUCCCGAGAGCGGAGUGCAACCUGACAAGCCGUGCACCUUCCUGGUGCGCAAGAACGGCGCGAAAGGCGAACUGGACGCGAAGAUCGUGUCUCCGAGCGGUGCCCAGGAUGACUGCUUCAUCCAGAAUAUCGAUGGGGAUACGUACUCGGUAAGGUUCAUGCCGACGGAGAACGGCAUUCACCAAAUCCACAUGAAAUUCAACGGAGUGCAUAUAACGAACAGUCCGUAUCGCGUCAAAGUUGGUAAAGUGGACGCUGACCCGGCGGCGUUGCACGCCUACGGCAACGGCCUGAAGGAUAUCAAGACCGGUCAGAAGACCGACUUCAUCAUCGACACGUGCAACGCGGGCAGCGGGGCGCUGGGAGUCACUGUAGAUGGACCCAGCAAGGUCGCUAUGGACUGCACUGAGGUCGAGGAGGGCUACAAGGUCAGAUACACGCCUUUGGUACCGGGCGACUACUACAUUAGCAUCAAGUACAACGGCUACCACAUCGUGGGCUCGCCAUACAAGGUUCCUUGUACAGGCGCGGAUUUGGCGGAAAGAGGUGCGCAAGAGACAAGCUCGAUCGUCGUCGAGACCGUGCAAAAGAUAUCGAAAAGCAAGCAGACUGGACCGAUAUUGCCGUUGUUCAAGUCCGACGCGGCCAAGGUGACGAGUAAAGGCAUGGGUCUCAAGAAAUCUUAUCUAGGGAAACAAAAUCAAUUCACCGUGCACGCGGGAGAUGCCGGUAACAAUAUUCUUUAUGUGGGCGUAUACGGGCCCAAAGGGCCGUGCGAGGAAGUCUACGUGAAACACACGGGCCGCAACAAUUACAAUGUGAGUUACCUACCGCGCGAGCGGGGCGAGUACAUCGUGAUCGUCAAAUGGGGCGACGAUCACAUUCCCGGUUCGCCCUACAAAGUUGAAGUUUAAGCCGGACCAACAGCCCGACUAGACGCAACGCGUCUGCAACCGCAGCGACGGUCAAUAAAAUAGAGCCAUGCGUCGUACUUUCGUUGUAAACUACACGGGUCCUCGAGUUCACAUUCAACCUCGCCAAAAAAAGAAACAAAUUAAGUGCCAAUUUAGAUUUGCGAUCGUAAACUCGUAACUCGAUAUCAACUAUUGGCGAGAAAUAUCUAAAAGCGAUCCGGCCUACGUCGAAACGACAUGUGUUAUCUCGAUUUUUAGAAUAGCAGUCAUAUACAGAAGACAACUAUGACACUGACGAUAAACUCGCGUUGUGACUUCUCGUCGACAUAGUUCAUUCGCUUAUCCUUCCAAGGUCCUCGGAACAUAAUGUUGGAUAUUUUAAAAAUUGACGAUUUUUCUUAAACAAAUUAUUGUAUAUAUGUAUAUUAUAUGUACAAUAUACAAUACAAUUGUAUUGUAUAUUAUAUAUACAAUAUACAAUACAAAACAAAUAGAAUUGUCAUUAGAAAUGACGAAAAA